AGGAGCCCCAAGAGUAUAUAAUAAUCAUUGCAACAGGGCGUUAUCCCUCGCUCCUAGAACUGGUGCAGAACAAUUCAUAGUUCACCGUCACCGCCCAUCGGCUUGUCUAAGAUCGUACGACCCCUCUGUCCGCGAAACACGUGACACCGCGUGGGCCCCCCCCCUUCAAAGCCGCCACGUCAUACCUGCGAAUGAUUUCCCCAUUCCAGAAAGCUGCAGGGAACAAAAAAAAUAAGAAAGGAGGGAAAUUGGAGAAAAUCCGAAACUGCGCAGGCAUAUUUCAUCUCCAUCCAACUCAUCUGGAUGAUCGUCUCUUCACCGCAUCUGUUCUGUGAUCGGUCUUCACUCUAAACGAGUUCAUCUUAGAAUCUCUUGUUUUAAUUCAUCUCUCGUCAUGUCCGACUCGACCCUCUACCUCUACACCUCCCUUACUGCGGGGUCAUCCCACAUCGUCACCGCCACUGCACGAUUGGAGACCAUCCUGAAGGCCAACAAGCUCCCGUUUCGCGCAAUUGACGUCGCCACCGACGAUGCAGCUCGUAAGCUCUGGGGUCGUCGCUCCAAGGGCAAGAAAUUGCCGGGUUUGGUGAAAUUCGGCACCGUGGUCGGCGAUCUAGAGGAAAUCGAAGAAUGGAACGAGUACGGUGAGCUGAGGAUGCAGGUGAACAGCGUCGAAGACUUCGACAGUAUGCCUGCCACCAGCUACCCAGCUCCCACCGACACGCCCUCCGCCACAUCCACCCCCACCCCCGAUUCGGCCGCUCCGAAGCAGAGCACGAUCAAGAUCCAGAACCCUCCUGCUAAGGAAGCGCAGAAGGAUGACUCCAUCACUGUUGCAUUGCGCCAGGCCAGCGAGGAGGCGGCUUCCAAGGCCAAGGAGAACAGCGCGAAGCCCGAGAAGGCUCCCGCAGCCACGGGAGAACCCAGCCCGCAGCCGCCUGCCCCUGCCCCUGCCGCCGCCGCCAGCACAGACAAGAAAGAAGAUGGCGGAGACUCAGUACGUCGGAAAUCAUUGGUUCCUGAAGAUGCGGAAAACCUGAAGCGUCCGCCUCUCAUCAUACCAGAGGUUGCUGCGGUCUCGUCUGCCAACAUUCAUGCUGAUAACGCCCAAGCUCUAGGGUUGGUGGAACACCACCGUGGCUCCAUAAUUUCGGCCACGUCCCCCGAAGAGCAGGAAAAGGUCAAGCAGGACUUGCGCAAGUCCAUCUCUGGCGGUCGUCAAGAGAUUCUUGAUGCCCUGAAGAAGGAGAAGGCGGAGCAGGGUGCUGCUCAGGAUGAACCUAUCGAGGAGGAGCCCGCAAUCGAAGAUGGACCCGACGUCAAGGAUACGGAAGCCAAGAAACAAGAAUCAACUUAAUCAGGAUGAUUUUGACAAUCAUUACCACCAACUCCAGGCAGCCGCUAGCGGUGGGAAUUAAUCCGGGUUGUCUGUGUUGCAUAACCCUGGUCAGCUGUGCUGUCGGGAUGACGAACACGACAUGACAUCACACUUGUUUCAUUUGGCUUUUCCUUUGUUUGUAAAGAUACCAGUUGAGUGUUCUUUAGUACCUAAUUCGAGGAACUUUGCGGGUUCGCAUGUAUUUAUUUAGGUGUUUCUGUUAAUUUAUUUAUAUUGUAGCUUUUUUGCUGGGGAU
Messenger RNA from Aspergillus melleus, 1634 nucleotides. RefSeq lists its product as uncharacterized. The record is from RefSeq and is a predicted model, not a curated record. NCBI's taxonomy places the organism in Eukaryota, Fungi, Ascomycota, Eurotiomycetes, Eurotiales, Aspergillaceae. Gene Ontology annotation, cellular component: cytoplasm. The transcript is spliced from 2 exons. Bases 395 to 1357 code for a protein of 320 amino acids.